This is a messenger RNA of Dioscorea cayenensis subsp. rotundata (Guinea yam), 348 nucleotides long. Its product is annotated as mannose-specific lectin-like. Lineage: Eukaryota; Viridiplantae; Streptophyta; Magnoliopsida; Dioscoreales; Dioscoreaceae. Bases 1 to 348 code for a protein of 115 amino acids. The transcript has a single exon. The record is from RefSeq and is a predicted model, not a curated record.
AUGUAUGACCAUGGCGAACCAAUAUGGGCUUCCCAAACUUAUGGUAGGGGGAGCAGGUGCUACAUCACACUCCAGUGUGAUGGAAACCUGGUCAUUUAUAACGACAGUAACACCGCCGUGUGGGCGAGCAACCCCAACUUAGCAGAAGCCACCUACGUCCUCAUCAUGAAAAAAGAUCGCAAUCUUGUUCUCUAUGGCCCCGCACACUGGGCAACCAACACCAACAUCGGUUUCUCUGGUGCUAUGUUCAUCGAAAGUAAGGCCAUCAUCUUCGGUGCUUUGCCUGCUAAUAAACCUACCAAAGAAGCCAAGGCAUCUGGUAUUAUAUCCAUGGUUGUCAACAAUUAA